CCACGUCUAGAGAAAAUCUGCAACAGAGCAACAGAAAUUAGUUAUCUGGGACCGCCCGUAAUAUUUAAAGUGAAAACGCUGUAAUAAUACAUUGAAUAAGAGUGUAAAAUAGGUGAAUUGUAAUGUGAAUUGUGAAUGCUCCACCACAGACCAUGGAGUCCUGGAAGAGUCACGUGCGGGCAGAGCUGUUUCUCAGAGACUGUAGGCAGAGAGAUCCUUUCUCUGGCCUUUUUGACAAGGUGUCCAGGCUAGAGGAGAUGCUGGCCUUUCACAUGAAACUCUGGCAAGACAUGGACACAUGCAGUUCCAAAGAAAAUGGAAGCUCCAGAUGCCCAGAUGAAGGCGGCACCCUUUCUUUGAGAGUCAAUGAGCUGGAAUUUCUUAAUCAACAGCUCAAGCAGAAAAUCUCAGAUCUAACCAGCAAUAUAUACCUGAAGGAGGCAGAGUUACAAUACUGUCACUCACAAGUUGCCCGCUACAGGACCGAAGCGGUUGUAUUGGCCCAGGGGGCUUUCUGUCUGAAGGCCAAUCUGGAGGAAUACGAGUAUCAGCUUGAGUGUCAAUCUAAGGAACUGACAGCACUGAGACUGGAGCACAGCUCACUCAGAGAGGAGCUGACUGCCGCAAACCUCCAGAACGAGCAGCUCCUCGACCGCUGGUUAGAGGAGAAGAAAGAGGAGGCUGAGAGGAUUAAUAAGUACAAUGCAAUACAAGAAAGGUGGCAAUGUUUGGCAGGUCGACUGAAGAAGCGGUCUCGUGUCAGAUCUCGUGCAGCCAACAGCAGCUCAGAAAUCAACCCGACAGUCUAAAACUCAACGCGCCGCUUCUUAAGACUUGCUUAUCUAUGAAUGUGCAUUUUAUGUUGUUGGCUAUUUUUCUAUGCUUUUGGAGAUUAUUUUACAAAAAACCUCAGAGGUUAGUAAUAAAGCUUAUUCUUAAUAUCCAUAUUUAAUAACACAGUAACACAGCCAUGUUGUAUUUCUAUU
This is a messenger RNA of Sinocyclocheilus rhinocerous, 986 nucleotides long. RefSeq names its product autophagy-related protein 16-1-like. NCBI's taxonomy places the organism in Eukaryota, Metazoa, Chordata, Actinopteri, Cypriniformes, Cyprinidae. The coding region runs from base 153 to 809 and encodes 218 amino acids. The record is from RefSeq and is a predicted model, not a curated record. The transcript is spliced from 6 exons.